AUGCGCAUUACUGGACCAGCACGACUGCUUUGGGCACUUCCAUUGCUUACCCUGGUUUCAGGCUUCCCAGGAACGGAGAGCUCCCAUAAAGGCACUCAAGCUCAUCAAGCUUUACACAAGAGAUGUCCAUAUGCCAGCGCCGAGUCUCAAGCCGUACAAGAGCAUGAAAAAAGAUUCCUUGUCGAUUCUAUGAUGUCAUCCAUUGAUGUCACGGGGGAACACGAAUUCCAACCGCCUAAUCUCGAGGGUGGUGACCAGCGUGGCCCUUGCCCUGGUCUCAAUGCGUUGGCAAACCACGGCUACAUUCCGCGAAAUGGAGUGGUUUCGUUUGGCCAUGUGAUCAAAGCAAUCAACGAAGUAUACGGUAUGGGAGUGGAUUUGGCAACGGUCCUUGCGAUAAUGGGCACUGUCUGGACAGGAGACCCAUUGUCCCUGGAUCCGAGGUUUUCCAUUGGAGGUCGUGACCCUGGUGUAAACAACCUUCUGGGAAAUCUGGGGGGACUCCUUGGUGAGCCUCAGGGUCUUAUUGGAUCUCACAACUUUAUCGAAGCGGAUUCAUCCAACACGCGUGACGACUUGUAUGUCACGGGAAACAACUACGCACUGAAUAUGGAAAAGUUCAUGUCCUGGUAUAACAUGUCUGUCGACGGCUCUUUUGACAUGGAUCUUAUGGCCAAGCGAGCGAAGAUACGUUUUGAGGAGACAAUUCAAACAAAUCCAAACUUCUACUAUGGGCCUGUGACAGGACUUAUUGCCCGCAAUGCUGGCUACAUUUUCCCUGGUCGGCUGUUUCGGAAUCAUUCCCGCGAGAAUCCAGAUGGAACCCUGACCAAGAGUCAUAUUCAAAACUUCUACGGCAUAUACGGCGAGGAGGGUAAUUUUAUCUACCGGGAAGGUUGGGAAAGAAUUCCUAAGAACUGGUUCAAAACACCGGUGGACUACGGUCUGUUACAGCUCAACCUGGAUACUAUUGAUUGGAUGGCCAAGUAUCCAGAACUUAGAAGUAUCGGAGGCAAUAUGGGUAAAGUUAAUAGCUUUGCUGGUGUUGACCUUGCAAAUUUGACCGGUGGUGUUUUCAACCUUACAAAUUUAUUGGAGGGCAACAAUUUGCUAUGCUUCGUUUUUGAAGUGCUGAAAUUCGCUAGCCCGAAUGCCCUCGCUAGCUUAUACACGACUUUGGCGGAGCCCUUGGGCUUCGUGAGCGAUAUUUUGUCUGUUCCUUUGGUUAACUUCACCUGCCCGGCGUUCCAGGAUCUUCAAAUGAGUGGUAAGCCAUUCUGGGAGGCCAUUCAGAAUGAUUUCCCAGGUGCUAUGCACAGUGGUCGUGCCUUUUAG
Molecule: messenger RNA, 1335 nt
Organism: Penicillium subrubescens
Lineage: Eukaryota; Fungi; Ascomycota; Eurotiomycetes; Eurotiales; Aspergillaceae
Product: peroxidase family protein
Exons: 7
Coding region: 1-1335 (444 amino acids)
Molecular function (GO): peroxidase activity
Source: RefSeq, a predicted model, not a curated record